CCUUAAUUGCCAACUGAAUUAUUCAGCAUGUUACAACAACACCGGAGAGAUUUUCCUGCUAGGCGACACAGGAAAGAGGACAUGACAACGUUUGAAAGAUGAACAUUCAAUCAACCAUUAAAAAGAGAAGACCAACCUCCUGUUCUACUUGGAUGUCACAAGCUCAGACAGAAUUUAAAAGAGUGGCCGAAGCCAACGUAACUUUGCCCUGUCAUCAUCGCCUACACCUUCUGGAGCCAGCAAGUCUGGAUAUAGAGUGGCUGCUAAAGAAUUCUGAAGCUAAACCCAAAGUGGUAAUCACUUAUGCAGGAGGCAACAUCUAUCAUGAUAUGAUCGAAGAACAAAAGGGUCGUGUUUCAUUCGCCUCUAAUUUCCUGACUGGAGAUGCCUCUUUGGAGAUUUCUCUUCUGCAGCCAAGUGACUCUGGGCAAUAUACGUGCAAAGUUAAAAAUGCUGGACAGUAUGAAUGGACACACAUCACUCUGAAGGUCCUGGAAAAACCUUCGAAACCCAAAUGCUGGAAAGAAGGGGAAGCAUCUCAAGGAAAAGAAAUCACUUUACAGUGUAACUCCAUCUCUGGCACAGCCCCUAUUAUGUACACAUGGCAGCGUGUAGAUGCAAAGGGAAAACUUGAGCCUCUGCCACCCUUGACACACCUCAAUCUCUCUAAUCCUGCCCAAAUUAUUAUGAAGAAUCUCACAUGGAUGUUCACAGGAUCUUACCAGUGUACUGCCUCCAAUGAGGCAGGAGAGGACAACUGUGCUAUACACGUGACAGUGCAACAUCCCCCAAAUGUUGGCAUCAUUGCUGGAGCAAUCUGUGGAGUGAUGGGAGUAUCCUUGCUAGUUGUCUUGGCUGUGUGGCUAACUAUCAAAAGGAAAGAAAAAAAUAAAUAUGAAGAAGAGACUCCAAAUGAAAUCAGAGAAGAUGCAGAGGCACCCAAGGCCCGACUGGUCAAGCCUGGCUCUUCCUCUUUGGGCUCCAGAAGUUCACAUUCUGGUUCUUCCUCAACAAGAUCAACAGAAAACAGUGCCUCUCGCAGCCAGCAAACAUUGUCAACAGAAGCUACUCCACACCUAACACCAACACAACACAGCCACCUUGAGAUGAAUGGCAGGAAAAUUGAGCCAAAGAGAAGUAACUAUACCAGUUUGAUCAAAUCAGAAGCAACCCCUACACUGAUGUCUGCCCAAAGUUGAGCUUUUCAAACCAUUUGAUUACUGUUCCAUCUAUUUGGGCUCCAGCUAUAUCCAUAAAUUACAUACACCACCAGCAUUAUGCAAUUAUUUUAUUUUGCAAUGCAACAUUUGUUUUCUAUAUUCGUGCACAUACACACAAAGAACAAAAACCCUCGGUAUUUUUUUAUCUUUCUAUUUUGAGGUACAAGCAGACUUGGAAAACAGAACUCAUGUUGACCUUGUAAAAACAGUUAUUUCUAUUUUUUUAAGAUUUUGUUUUUAUUUUUGUGAUUAAGACUUGCAAGGAGAAAAGGGAAUGCUGACAAAAUGAGAAUAGCAUUUUGCAGUUUUGAACCGAUUUGCUUUUUUAAAGUAUACGGUGGAAUACAGUUAUUCCAGCAGAAUACUUAAGGGAAAAUGAAAUGCAUACAUAUACAGUUGUCUUCUCAGUUGUGACCUCGAUUUUUCACUGCUAAUGUUAAGUCUGAUCAGCUUCAAAAGCAAACUGACAGGACUUUGCAUGUGUCUUUUUUUUUUUUAAUUAUCAAUAUUUGGACACAUCACCACCAACAAAGCUGAAAACAGUAACUUUGAAAAAAAGCAAGAAGCAAUAUUAGACUUAAUUCUUUACUGGAGGGACUUUCUGUGAACAUGGAAGUGCAUUAAUUUAAGAAGGUACGUAUGACUGAAUACGGCUAAAGAAUAUAGACAUUAGCCCACUGUGACCAAGCUAAUGUAUUUGUAUGUAUGUAUAUAUUCAUAAAUAAUAAGCAAUUCCACGAAAGGGAAUUAUAUCCUAAUGGAUCAUUAGAAUGUGAGAUCAGCAUCAAAUCCUGAAUUCCAUUUACAAGUUUUUAAAAACGGUGUUUCAGAGUUUUAAAAUACUGUUCUCUAUGCUGGACAUAGUGACAUUUAUUUUUAGGAUGAGUAGUACCAAAGGGUUUUGGGGGGUGGGGAGCAUUUUUAGUCAGAACACAAUGUCAUGAUUGAGGCAAUAAUCUAGAAAAUGUGACCAUUCAGAUGGAUAUAGCGUACUCAAACUUGUAAAACUAAAUGCAAAAUUUAAAGAGGUAUAAAGAAUGGAAAUGAGCUGAAAAUGUAGAUUUCAGCAUUGGUGUUAAGAAUGCUUUCAUCUCUCUAAAGUGGAAAGUCUCAUCUAUGGACACAACUAGCAUCACCCAGCUUUAACGAUAAGAAAAUGCAAGUUGUUUGACUUCAAGUGCCAACUAGAUUGCAAUGCUGAUGAGUUUUAAACUGAUAUUAUUCCAGGGGGAUUAUUUCCAUCACAUUCUUAAACACAGCCAGCAAGAAGGAAAUAAGAGAACCACUAGACUCAUAUAUUAUAAGAGUAAUUUAUAAAUGGUGAUUUAGGAUUCAAAAGUAGGAUGUGCAUUGCUAAUAUAGGGCAGUCAGUAUUACAGAUCUUAUAAGACUGUGACAGAAAGCUAUUUUCACAAGAAAUAAGAACCAGGUUUCUAUCUAUACAACAGCUACACUUAAUUUAGAAGUCUCAGUAACAAAAUUUCUGGAGCAUCUUGAAGCACAUUCAACUAUGAUUAAAGUCAGCAUUUCAUGAAUUCCUCAGCUGAGUCUUAUAUAUGCUCACUCAGAAGUUAAGAACCAGACAUGGCAGGUUUCCUGUCUGCUUGUUUAGAAUGUUAGGAUUAUUUCACCCUCUCAACCAAGCUAGUUUAUCCCUUCAUGGACCUUAACUGAAUAUUUAAAAAAACAAUUCAGCUUACAACCUAUCAUCAAAUCCCAGAACUCAACAGGAAGAAAGUAAAAUCCAAGACAAUGAACUAUUUCAUCACUUUAUUUAUAUCAAAGCUUGGUAUAAUGCAGAAUAUCAAAUCAUGGUGAGUUAUCCCAAGCUGUUUCCACCAUCUUUUGAAUUAAAAAGCUAUUUAAGUCUUAUUUUAAAAUUGAUGCUUAGUGAAUGAGGUAUAGAAAUCAUAUAGUUAUGAGGAUUAUAGUUAUAAUCCUCAUAACUAUUAUAUAUAGUUAUGAGGAUUAUAGUUAUGAGCUGGCCACAAACAAGGAGUGUAUAUUGGAGGUGAUGACCCUUUGAGAGCUGUAUGCAACAAAAUUUCAUUUUGAUAUAUGCCGAUUGGUGUACUUUCAAAGUGACAAUAAAGUUGUUGUUAUUAUUAUUAUUAUUUGCUACAAAAUAGAGCAGACCUGUCUUAACUCUUGUGAGGGGGUUAUAGAUAGUGUAAUUUCUGAAAAAGUGGCUGGCACCAUGACAAAAUCCUCAUUGGAAAGAAUGGGGAAUCACAAAAUUUACUAUAUGGAAACAACAGGCUCUUUGAAAGAUAAAUUGACAAUACACACUGUACUGGUAUUCAUUUCCAACUCUAAUAAAACAUCCACUGCACAGGAAGUGAAAAACCAGUUUCCUUAAAUCACAUGCAAAUAUAUACCAAAUUAAAAAAUGGAUUACUCCUAAUACCAUCCCAAACAUUAGCGCAAAACUGCCUAUGCUCAACAGUAGUAAAAUGUAACAAAACCAUACAUCCUAUUCUAUAAAUACAUACAAGAACACCUUUAAAAAAUUCCUGAAGAUUCUGCCUUUUAAAUCAACAAAAAUGCACCCCAUUUGCCAAUUAAGCACAUUAUUCCAUCCCUUCAGCGUUCUUUAUGUUUAUUUUUUUCAACUCCCUGGUUUGUGUUUUCUCUUUUCCUAAAACCACCUACUCUACCCUUAUUAUAGCUACUUUAAAUUAUCCAUGUUUCAUUUACUUUCCUACCCCACUCCCUCUUAGGUCACUCAGUUUUGAAAGCUUACCCCUGCAGCAGCCUGUUUCCUUUUUCCUGAUAAAUUUAUGGCCAUCUACCUGUCUAAUCUUUUCUUUCCUUCCUGCAACUGUAUUUUAUUCAUGGGGAUACAGAAGCAUGUUGAAAGAAAGGGGAACAGUAGCAACUAGGUCUCUCAAAUGCUCAAAUGUUGAUUUUGUUGUUUUACAAGUCUUCAAAAUGUUUUCUAUUUCAAAAAAGGGAAAUCCAGGGGAGGCUUGAAAAAGGAGCUGUUAGACACUACAUUGGCAAGAGAGAUAAUAAUCAAGUUAUUUAUUAUAGAUAUACACAGAUGUUUUGAGCCUCCAGUGUAUAUUUACCAGCCAAACUCUGCAAACGAUUUGAAUUCUACUACUGAAGAGAAUAAAUGAGAUUAUAAAAUAAAUCUAAUGUAAGGGAAAUUCUCAGAUAUUAAGGAGGGAAGAAAUUAUGGUGCAAGAAAAUAUAGUAUGUCACAUCACUAGGAUUUCACUGUAAAAGGGAAUAUUUAAGCACAAUGGCUUCAAAUUCAUGAUGUUAAAUUGUAUCUCACAAGGAAACACUAUAUUAUGAACAGCCAAUUGUUAUUUUGUAAAAUAUUCUUUAAACAUUGUUACCUUGUAUGCAAUUUACUAAUGUAGUACUGUUGUAUAAAUUCCUACUCUUGUUUUUAUUCUUGAACUGGUAAAACUGAGAACAUCUUAGUCUGCCGUCAUCAAUGAUUUUUUGCUCAGAAUAAGCAAACAAAAGGAAGUAAAUAUUUAUUUUAAACUGUUCUGACUCCACAAUUUUAAGGCUUCAUUGUUUUUAAAUAAAGGCUGCCAAACUGCAA
Molecule: messenger RNA, 4782 nt
Organism: Crotalus tigris (Tiger rattlesnake)
Lineage: Eukaryota; Metazoa; Chordata; Lepidosauria; Squamata; Viperidae
Gene: CLMP
Product: CXADR like membrane protein
Exons: 7
Coding region: 99-1199 (366 amino acids)
Cellular component (GO): membrane; cytoplasmic microtubule; cell surface
Source: RefSeq, a predicted model, not a curated record